Molecule: messenger RNA, 5880 nt
Organism: Lecanosticta acicola
Lineage: Eukaryota; Fungi; Ascomycota; Dothideomycetes; Mycosphaerellales; Mycosphaerellaceae
Source: the annotation of a GenBank genome assembly
AUGGAAGAGUCGGAAGAGCCCACUACGGCUUCUCAGACACACAGUGAAGAGAAAGACUCAAUACCGACAGAAUCAGGCGCAACACAGGAGGCAAGCGCAAGCCAGCCAGACGAGACGGAGGUAGAAGAGCAGGCAGAGCAUGAGGAUGAGGCCGUGAAAGUACCCGCGCCUGCUGUGGAAGAUGGAGUACCCACGCACGAUGCCGGCGCGCAAGAAGCGACACCGUCGUCACCGCCAGUGGGAGACUCGACACCGGGAACGCCCAUGCCACAUCCUCCCCAGACCACGCGACAGCGAACAGAUUCUCAGUCUACUACAGCAACGAGGUCAUCAGCGAAGUCCACAAGGAGCAGUAUGGUAUUUGUUGUAACCGCGCUGGAGAGCAUAGUCGCGUCGAAAGAUGCUCGCAAACGAAAGGCCCUGCAAGAUGCGACCCAAAGAGCCCUGUCAGCGAUCAGGACAGCACAAGGAGAUGCAACACAAAUCGAUCCGGAGAUCAUGUUCCAACCCUUACACUUAGCGACCGAGGCUACGACGGUAUCGGUGGCGACGACAGCGUUGGAUUGCAUCGGCAAGCUCAUCAGCUACUCCUACUUCUCUGCGCCUGCUGCGUCUGAGUCUCAAAGGGAAUCGCAGGAGCCCCAGAAGACUCCACUCAUCGAGCGAGCGAUUGACACAAUAUGCGACUGCUUUCAGGGUGAAGCAACGCCCGCGGAGGUCCAGAUGCAGAUCAUUAAGAGCUUGUUAGCUGCGAUUCUGAACGACAAGAUUGUCGUACAUGGUGCCGGGCUUUUGAAGAGUGUGCGGCAGACAUACAACAUCUUUCUUCUGAGCAAGAGCAGUGCAAACCAGCAGAUCGCCCAAGGGACCCUGAUGCAGAUGGUUGGAACUGUUUUUGAAAGAGUGAAGACAAGACUGGCGUCAAAGGCGGCGCGAGUAGGCUCUUCCACGUCGAGUCUGGCCAAUGGAGAUACUGAUGCUACCUCUGAUGAAUCAUCAGUGGCUCAGGGCGAUGAGACACCAUCAGGGCAAGAUGUUGGAACACCAACUGAGGAGAAGGAUGCUCAACCGAAAAUGACACUGCAGACAUUUGAGACGAGGAAAUCAUUUGAUGAUGCUAGAAUAACAGACACGGCACCCACAACCGUCUCAAGGGCUAAGAAACUAAGCAAGAGACCCUCUAGGUCUGGUUCCGGAAACGAGAUUCCAUCCAUCACUGUCCAAGGCGAGGGUAGCGAGGCAAUUGCAGAGGACGACGAGGAAGACGAGAUCUACAUCAAAGACGCUUUUCUCAUCUUCCGUGCAAUGUGCAAGCUGUCGACAAAGGCUCUCCGGGUCGAAGACACCGUCGAUAUCAAAUCACAGGGCAUGCGAUCCAAGCUCCUCAGUAUGCACAUAAUCCACACUGUGCUUUUCAACCACCACAUUGUUUUCACCUCUCCGCACUCCACGAUCCGAGCGUCUUCCAAUACGGAGCCUACGGGAUUCAUCCAUGCCGCCAAGCAAUAUCUCUGCCUGGCCGCGAGUAAAAAUGCCACAAGCACCGCGAAUAGAGUGUUUGAGGUGUCGGCUGAGAUAUUCUGGCUCAUGGUUCGACAUCUGAGAUCUUACAUCAAGCCCGAGCUGCAGGUCUUCUUCAAGGAAGUCUACUUGGUGGUCCUCGACAAGCGGGCUGCGCCAUCAUGGCAGAAGAGCUACAUCAUUCAGCAUAUCUUUGGUCGCAUUGGCGCAGAUCCUAAGGCGCUGGUGGAGAUUUACCUGAACUACGACUGCGAUCGACAAGCGCUCGACAAUGUGUAUCAGCAUAUCAUUGAGCACGUCAGCAGAGUUGCUAGCCAACCAGUAUCGGUGAACGGCCUGCAGCAGCAAGCAUACAUCGACAGUAUCACGAGCAAGUCAGUGAAUCCUUUAAACGAUUGGCGAGAUCGAGGGACGCUACCUCCAAGUUUAGCAACUGCCAACAUGACCACUCCGCACGAGCCUGAUCCCGUAUUUCCGCCAGAGUAUGCUAUGAAGAUGCAGGGCCUCGAGUGCUUGGUUGAGACUCUGAGGAGUAUGGUCAAUUGGAGUCAGCAGCCAACCGCCGAGAUGCCCGCGAAUCCCUCGGAUGCAGACUCACGCUUCUCGGUCGAUGACCUGAGGGAGAGCCUCGAUGCCAGAGGUGAAGCAGGGCCCGGUGGCAACUCAAUCGAUGCUGCGCCACCUGCGACGCCCCUGAGUGUCGACACGCCUGUUGCUGAAGAUGAUCCGGCUGAGCUUGAGAAGGUAAAAGCCAGAAAGACCGCACUGAACAACGCGAUUCGACAGUUCAACUUCAAGCCUAAGCGAGGACUGAAGCAACUGAUAUCUGAAGGGUUUAUCACUUCAGGCGAGCCGCAAGAAAUCGCACGGUUUUUCUUUGGCAACGACCGAAUCAACAAGAAGGCGCUUGGCGAGUUUUUGGGUGAGGGCGAUGAGGAGAACAUCAAAAUCAUGCAUGCAUUUGUUGAUCAGAUGGACUUUACUCGCACUCGCUUCGUUGACGCUCUCCGCAGGUUCCUGCAAUCGUUCCGUCUACCGGGUGAAGCGCAGAAAAUCGACCGUUUGAUGCUCAAGUUUGCCGAAAGAUAUACCGGUGGCAACCCUAAUGCUUUCGCCAACGCUGAUACGGCUUACGUUCUGGCGUACAGUGUCAUCAUGCUCAACACAGACCAGCAUUCGGCUCAAGUGAAGAAGCGUAUGACCGUCGAAGACUUCAUCAAGAAUAAUCGAGGUAUCAACGACAAUGCCGACCUGCCGGAUGAGUACCUACAGGGUAUCUUUGACGAAAUCGCACAUAAUGAGAUUGUGUUGGAUACUGAGCGGGAAAACGCGGCCAACUUGGGCAUGCUGCCUCAGCAACCCAGCGGUCUGGUGAACACCCUGGCUAAUGUCGGACGAGACUUGCAACGAGAAGCCUAUGCUCAACAAAGUGAGGAGAUGAGCAAUCGUACCGAGCAGCUAUUCAGAAGUCUUCUCCGGGCUCAGAAGAAGGCUGGCGGACUGGCAGCUCACGCUGCUGGCAAAGCCAGGUUCCUCACUGCCAGCUCAUCAAGGCAUGUCGGACCCAUGUUCGAGGUCACUUGGAUGAGCUUUUUGACCGCGCUUUCCGGAUCAACCCAGGAGACGCAGAAUCUUGAGACUAUCCGGUUAUGCAUGGAGGGACAGAAGCUAGCUGUCCGCAUCGCCUGCUUGUUCAACCUCGAAGACCCGAGACAAGCUUUCGUAUCAAGCUUGAGUCGGGGCACAAACCUGUACAACCUUUCCGAGAUGAAGGCGAAAAACGUGGAGGCUCUGCGAGCUCUCUUAGAAGUUGCUUUUACGGAAGGCAAUCAUUUGAGAGAGAGCUGGCGAGAGAUCCUGACAUGCAUAUCACAGCUGGAUCGAUUCCAGCUUAUCUCCAGUGGUGUAGAGGAGGGCGCCGUACCGGACGUGAUGAAGGUGCAGGGCGUCCAAAACGCAUCAAUCAACGGUGCGGGCAGGAAGAGUGUACAACUCAACAGGCGACCGACACAGCGACCAGCAACGAGUGGAACAUUCCAAGCCGAGAUUGCGGAAGAGUCGAGAAGCGCGGAUAUGAUUCGUGUAGUCGAUCGCAUCUUUACCAAUACUGCCAAUCUGUCGGGUGAAGCUAUCGUCGAUUUUGUGAAGGCUCUUAGUCAAGUGAGUUGGCAAGAGAUUCAGUCCUCGGGAUUAUCGGAGUCGCCUAGAACAUACAGCUUGCAGAAGUUGGUCGAAAUCUCCGGCUACAACAUGCUGCGUGUCCGAUUUGAAUGGACAAGUAUCUGGCAGAUCCUUGGACAACACUUUAUCGACGUCGGCUGCCACAACAACACACAUGUCGUCUACUUUGCAUUAAACAGCCUGCGACAGCUGAGCAUGCGCUUCAUGGAGAUCGAAGAGUUGCCUGGAUUCAAAUUCCAGAAAGACUUUCUCAAGCCGUUUGAGCUCAUCCUUGGCAAUGCCUCUCAAGUGGCAGUCAAAGACAUGGUGCUGCGAUGUCUCGUUCAAAUGAUCCAGGCACGCGGCGACAUGAUCCGAUCGGGUUGGAGGACCAUGUUCGGCGUCUUCACCGUGGCUGCCAGAGAGACCUACGAGAGUAUCGUCAACCUGGCCUUCGAUAAUGUGACGAUGGUCUACAACGAGCGGUUCGGCGUGGUCAUAUCGCAGAGCGCAUUCGCCGACCUCAUCGUAUGCUUGACCGAGUUCAGCAAGAACAAGAAGUUUCAGAAGAAGAGCUUGCAAGCCAUUGAGAUGCUCAAGUCAUGUGUACCCAAAAUGCUCAGGACGCCAGAGUGCACCCUUUCUCGGAGAUCAUCCGGUGUCAAAGAUGCUCCUCAAGCAGAAGGCUUACCAAAGCACCCAAGUCGACAGACUCAAGAAGAACAGUACUGGUUCCCGGUGCUCUUCGCUUUCCACGAUGUCCUCAUGACUGGAGAAGAUCUCGAAGUCCGAUCCCGAGCGCUCAACUACCUCUUUGACACUCUCACCAAGUACGGCGGUGAAUUUCCCCGCGACUUCUGGGAUACACUGUGGAGGCAGCUCCUUUACCCGAUCUUCAUGGUCUUGAAAGAUCGGAAGGCGAUCAACCACGAGGCUGUCAACCAUGAAGAGCUAUCCGUCUGGCUGUCAACAACCUUGAUCCAAGCGCUGCGCAACAUGAUCACUCUCUUCACACACUUCUUCGAGAGCUUAGAGUACAUGCUGGACCGCUUCCUGGAUCUCCUUGCGCUGUGCAUAUGCCAAGAAAACGACACCCUGGCACGAAUUGGCAGUAACUGCCUGCAACAGCUCAUCCUUCAGAACGUCAAGAAGUUCUCCCCGAACCAUUGGGAGCAGAUCGUGGGGGCUUUUGUCGAUCUAUUUGCAAGGACCGAGGCCAGAGAGCUGUUCUCCGCAGCGACAUCCUCAUCAUACCAGAAGGACAGUUCAUAUUCGAAUGGUGUCUCUGAGACACUCAAGACGUCAUCCGCGUCGGAUGAAGCUGCGUCCAUCAGCUCGAAUGCGCUGAAGAUCAAUGGCAUCGACACCUCCAGUUCAGCUGAGUCGGCAACACUCAGUAAUGAGUUGUCAACGACGCUUUCGCUCUCGGACGGCGAGGAACGCAGUCCUUCACCCGCACCACGGAAGCAGUCGGAGCUUGAAGACUUCGCCUCCCAAAACCCCAAGCAGCAAGCACCUGUCGUGGUCACGGCCGCAAGACGACGAUACUUCAACCAGAUCAUCACCAAAUGCGUGUUGCAACUGCUCAUGAUCGAGACGGUAUCGGAGCUGUUCAACAACGACGCCGUGUAUGCAUCGAUACCGUCGCAUCUGCUGCUGCGACUGAUGGCACUGCUCAAGAAAUCCUAUCACUUUGCCAAGCGGUUCAACGAGGACCGCGAACUGCGCACGCGCCUGUUCCGCGAAGGCUUCAUGAAGCAGCCACCGAAUCUGCUCAAGCAGGAGAGCGGCAGUGCUAGUGUCUACGUGCUCAUCCUGCUGCGCAUGUACGCCGACCAGAGCGACGAGCGAGCCGCUUCGAGACCGGAAACGGAGGCCGCCCUGAUCCCUCUCUGCAGCGACAUCAUUGCAUCCUACAUCAGUCUGGACGAGGAGACGCAGCAGAGGAAUAUCGUGACCUGGAGACCCGUGGUGAUUGACGUAUUGGAAGGGUAUACCAACUUUGCGGAUCCCGAGUUCAGCAAGCACAUGGAGACGUUUGCGCCGCUGGCUGUCGGUCUGAUGGGGCGAGAGAUGGGAGGGGAUCUGCAGAGAGCGGUUCAGAGUGUCUGGGCUCGGGUGUGUGAGGUGAAGUUGGGGCUCACGAUGGAUCUGGGGCCGGGGAGUCCGCAGGUCGGCAGGGGAGGGAGUAGGCGUUAG